UGAAAUCGUUUGCCGACUCGUGAUAAUACAUUAUAAAUACAGUUAUUUUGUUAGGUAACUGCCCACAUAUCUAGAGCCAUCUAUCAUAAUGGAGGUAUCAUUGUCUUUGUCAGAAAAUACAAAACCGUCUAAAUUAAGACCGUCUGACAUCUGUUUUAGUCAGAAGGUAGUCUACCAUCGUUUUCGGCGGCGGUCUGGACACGGACACAUGACCAUUGGCGAUACCCUAGACGAUAUAAUGGAGGGUCGACUGUCAAUGACAUUACUUCCGGAGAUAAGUUUAAAACAGGAGGAAGACGAGGAGACAGAUGGGGAUAUAUUGGUAGGCGGGAAGAAGACUCGUUGGAUUACCGCUGACAACCGUCGUCUUUGGAUUUUCAGACACUUGGAAAGACUAGGCAGAUGUAAAGAGAUUUCUUUCCAAGAGGUCUCUUAUAUCGACUCAAUGAAAAGAUCGUCAGAAAAUCGUGGUGUUUCUGUCGGGAUAAAAGACGACGCGGAACCAGGAGGCUACUGGCACAAGGCCCCGGAUGUUACGCACAUUGACCCGAUGAGUGUUAAAUUCACCAAAGAUGUUAUUCCAAUGACCUUUUCUUCAGGAGAUCAUUCAGGAGUUAACGUAAGGACUCUCGUCAAUGAACUGGUUUCUGAAAAUCUGGAAUGCCGAAAUAUACCGCCCAUCGUUGUUUGGCAAGACGAAACAGCAAUGAGUGUCAUCGACGGAAAUAGACGUCUUUGGGCUUUCCAGAAAUCAACAAAAUCCGAAAUCGCUGCGAUUGUUAUAGAGGAUCGAAAAUUCCUGGACAAUACGAUGCCAAGAAUGAUUGGCGGACUAGUAUUAACGGAAAUACCAGCAAGCAAGGAGUGAACCAGAGGACGUUAUUAGCACGGAAAGUGAUAAACAGUUGAACAGCAGAACGUUAUGAACAGCGAACAGAUUAUCACUAGUUCCGUUUGCAUGGAGAAAGAUCAACUACAUGGUCCGAGAUCAUUUAUACCACAUUUAGAUUAUACUUGGACUCGUAUUACGUACUCUCUCCCCGCCCCAUCCACACUCUCUCUCUCUCUCUCUCUCUCUCUCUCUCACACACACACACAUCAUAUGUUUACAUACGUAUAAACGCGUGUGAGUUUGUGUGUAUUGGUGUGUGAAUGAGUGAACGCAUGUACGUCAAUUUGUCAUUUCGAUAACUUAUUUUUAAAGUAAUUUUGAGGGUGCCAUCUUGUAAGUUUGUUGUAUAUAUGAUUGUUAUAUUUAUGGAAAGAGCUUUAUAUAAAUUGUAUGACUUGUGCCAAAUUCAGUUGCAUUAUGGCAAUAAAAAAGUAUUAAAUCUAAA
This is a messenger RNA of Mizuhopecten yessoensis (Yesso scallop), 1337 nucleotides long. RefSeq lists its product as uncharacterized. Lineage: Eukaryota; Metazoa; Mollusca; Bivalvia; Pectinida; Pectinidae. The record is from RefSeq and is a predicted model, not a curated record. The coding region runs from base 89 to 868 and encodes 259 amino acids. The transcript has 3 exons.